Molecule: messenger RNA, 273 nt
Organism: Chaetomium strumarium
Lineage: Eukaryota; Fungi; Ascomycota; Sordariomycetes; Sordariales; Chaetomiaceae
Product: MM3350-like domain-containing protein
Exons: 1
Source: RefSeq, a predicted model, not a curated record
UACGCAGGCAAGCAAGUCAUCUACAUGUAUGACUUCGGCGACAACUGGGAGCACAACCUGUCCGUCGAGGGCCGCGCCGACCCAACCGACCGCUUUGUCUGCCUGUCGGGAACCGGGCACGCGGUCGCCGAGGACGUAGGCAGCGUCGACGGCUGGAGGGAGCUCAAGGACGCGUAUUGCACCUCGCACCCAACCAAGGAACAGCGCGAGAGGCGCCAGUGGUACGAAAGGACGGCCAGCAAUGGGGACCCGGAGGGGCUGGCGGGCGAUCGG